AUGGCACCCAUCCCUUCCAUCAGCAUAGCAUCCAUUGUCAUCGGGUUUAUCUCAUUUGCAUUCACACUUGCCAUUUGGAUUCACGCUUUUUGGGGAGCUUUCCUUACUGUUGUCUCGGCUCCGUCGCAACUACGAGACGCCUUCUCAACGCUCCGUCAAUCACUAUAUGAAGAACGGGAAUACCUUAAACGUAAGCGGCGGCGUGAGAAGGGGACAUACGACAGAGAUUCGAAGCAGAGAUCACUUUACGAUGAAGGUGGACCAACAAAAGUUAUUAAUGAUGCUGUGAAGGACCUGAUACACGAUUUCAAGAGAUAUGAACGUCCGUUCCUGGAGACACCUCAUACAGGCCGAGAAAAGGAGCUAGAAUGGAGCUUUAAUGCAACUCAACAACACUACAGAUGCGAUUUCUCCCACCGAUUGCUGUGGUUAAGAAGUAAAGGAGGGAUCGAGAGUAUCGCUGAAAAGCUCCAGAAGAUCCAAACACGCAGAAUUGCAGUAGAAACAACGGAAUCACGAUUCAUGCUGGCAGAUGUCAUGGGAAUGAUCAGAGACAACGAACGAAGACUAAGUGCCAUCGAAGAACGGUUACAGAUGUCAAAAAUUGGAUAUUGA
Molecule: messenger RNA, 615 nt
Organism: Cadophora gregata
Lineage: Eukaryota; Fungi; Ascomycota; Leotiomycetes; Helotiales; Ploettnerulaceae
Exons: 2
Coding region: 1-615 (204 amino acids)
Source: RefSeq, a predicted model, not a curated record